AUGCGGGACCAAGAGGUGAAGCGCCGGUCCAUGGACGACGCGCACACGGUGGAGUCCGACGCUCGGCACAGGCUAGAGAUGGCGAAGAACACCAAGAACGACAUACACGAACGGCUGCAAGGCUGCCGGCAGCGGUGCCUCGAACCCACGAAGAUGGAGCUACACCGGCUGGAAAAAAUGUUGGACGACUGCUCCGACGUCUUACCCACCGCCGAGGAGAGCGCCAGGAGGGCGAGAGACGUGGCCCGCAGCGCCGAGAGCAUCUACACCCUGGUGCGCCACAGCGCGUCCCACGCGAGGCAGGCGCACGAGUCUGCCCGAGAGGAAGUCCUCUUCCCCCCGCUACUCUGCGACGACUACGGAGCGCUUUUGAGGGCACAGCACCGCACCCGGGAGGCGCUCGUAAAGUCCAUCGAAUCCGUUAAGAACGCCCGGGGGCAGGUGGAGGGGGCUAGGGCGGCGGUCAAGAACGCGGUGGAGAGUAUCGGCGUUGAACCGUUUAAACGAGCCUUCUUGGCCGACAAAGUCGUCGAGGCCAAGCGCCGGUACAAGGAGGUCAGUACCAACUACGAGGCCCUCGAGGUUGAACGCAAGCGGGCCGUAAACAAGGAAAAGAAGGCGGCGGCAACGUACAAGGAGGCCGCCAUUCGGGAUGGCGCAGCCAUCAUCGCGUUUCAGGCCGCUCAGCGCCAAACGGCGAGAACCCUUGCUACUUUCAGCUUGCUAACUUGCGGGCGCGGUGGGAGCAAGCGUGGCGAAGCGGAAAGGUUCCUGGCGCGGGAGGAGGAGGAGGAGGAGGAGGAGGGGGCGGGG
Messenger RNA from Ectocarpus sp. CCAP 1310/34, 813 nucleotides. The record is from the annotation of a GenBank genome assembly. Lineage: Eukaryota; Phaeophyceae; Ectocarpales; Ectocarpaceae.